This is a messenger RNA of Artibeus jamaicensis (Jamaican fruit-eating bat), 2080 nucleotides long. It is a transcript of the gene CTRC, whose product is annotated as chymotrypsin C. The transcript is spliced from 8 exons. NCBI's taxonomy places the organism in Eukaryota, Metazoa, Chordata, Mammalia, Chiroptera, Phyllostomidae. Bases 1214 to 2020 code for a protein of 268 amino acids. Gene Ontology annotation, biological process: proteolysis. Gene Ontology annotation, molecular function: serine-type endopeptidase activity. The record is from RefSeq and is a predicted model, not a curated record.
CAAGUAAUGCAUUAUUUUUUUUAAAGAUUUAAUAUAUAAUAAUAUAUGUAAGUUAGAAUCUCCAACCCCAUAUAACCACCCUUAACAAUAGGGCGCUUGGCAUUCUGAAUUUCUUUUCUGGGAAAUAAUUCCUAAGGUGCCCAGCUCAGAAGGCAGCUUCUGGGGAAUACACGGAGGAGUAGAAAGAAGAGGGGAAAGCAGACUCUAACACCCCAGGCUGAGGUCAUGUCUUGGAGCAAAUGGAUUAAACCAGGUGCUCUAAGGGACAGACUGACCCUGAGCCACCGGGGCUCAGGACAGGCACCAGUGUGCUUGGACCCUUACCAAGUGCCAUCAGCCCACAUAUGCCAUUCAGCCUUGACAUUCAAGUCAUGGAACCUUAGGACUGAACAAGGCCUGAGAGUGUGUCUGGUUCUAUUUCCCCAUAUUAGAGACAGGAGUUCCGAGGGGCCCCGCAGGGAGAGAACCAAGCUGGCCCCAAGUAGGAACUGGGCCAAGCAGACACCUUCCGGGGUCCGCCCCCCUUUCAGCCUCCAUCCGCAGCCGGGGAGGCAGGCACUGGACGCCCCACGCCCAGACAGUACUAGUUGAACAAGGGAAAAAGAAAAAGAGAGAAAACAACAAAAAGAGAAGGAAGUAAAAGAGAUGAGGCUAUGAGGACAGAAGGAGUCGGGGUACCCCAGCAGUCUGAGGCCCCAGACUGCGGUUACGAGCGCUGCCUUCCAAUCCGAGUUCUGUCCUUGCCCGGUUGUGUGACCAUGGGUGGUCCCUGACCACUCAGUCUCAAUGGCCUCAGCUUUUAAUAAAUGGAGGACAGUGUCUACUUCUUGUUGCUAGAAAAUUAAGUGCCUAUAAGAAGCAUUGAGCACAGUGCCUGGCGCAUAGUAGGUGCCCAGAAAAUAAUAAUGAAAAGAAUGAGUUAGGAAGAGAGAAGAAUAUACUCCGAACAGAGUGGUGAGGGCACCCCCAAACCUGCAAACCUCAGAAUUUGCUCUCAGGUUAUUUGGGGAAAUCCAUGCCUCGAACUAGCCCUAUCUCCUGCCCAAAUUAAAUAGUAACCACCCAAGGUCAGGGAAAGGGCCUUGUAAGAACAGGUUUCUUCCCAAGAGGUGGCUCAGCCUUGACCAGGUGGGGUGGGCUGGGGUCACCCCACUCCUGCCUAUAAGAGUGCCCCGCUGGCCUCGACAGCCACUCGGUCCUGAAUACGCACGGUAUGCUGAGCAUCACAGUCCUCGCUGCGCUCCUGGCCUGCGCCUCCAGCUGCGGGGUCCCCACCUUCCCACCCAACCUAGCGGCCCGGGUGGUGGGAGGAGACAAUGCCCGGCCCCACAGCUGGCCCUGGCAGAUCUCCCUCCAGUACCUCAAGGACGACACGUGGGGGCAUACAUGCGGUGGCACCUUGAUCACCAGCAACCACGUCCUCACGGCUGCCCAUUGCAUCAGCAAUUCCCGGAUCUACCGCGUGGGCCUGGGGAAGAACAACCUGACCGUGGACGACGAGGAAGGCUCCCUGUACGUGGGUGUGGACACUAUCUUCGUCCAUGAGAAGUGGAACUCCUUCCUGGUGCACAAUGACAUUGCCCUCAUCAAGCUGGCGAAACCUGUGGAGCUGAGUGACACCAUCCAGGUGGCAUGCCUGCCAGAGGAGGGCUCCAUAAUGUCUCAGGAUUACCCCUGCUACGUCACUGGCUGGGGACGCCUCUCGACCAACGGCCCCAUUGCCAAGGAGCUACAACAGGGCCUGCAGCCCGUGGUGGACCACGCCACGUGCACCCAGAAGGACUGGUGGGACACCAUGGUAAAGGACACCAUGGUGUGUGCUGGGGGUGAUGGUAUCACCUCGGCCUGCAAAGGGGACUCCGGCGGCCCGCUGAACUGCCAGGCUGAGAACGGCCCCUGGGAGGUGCGCGGCAUCGUGAGCUUCGGCUCCGGGCUGGGCUGCAACACCCUCAAGAAGCCCGCAGUCUACACCCGCGUGUCCGCCUACAUCGACUGGAUCAAGGAGAAAAUACAGCUGUAAUUCAUCCGUGGGAGCCGUGGCAGCAAAUCCCCGCAACCACAAUAAACGUCCUACCCCCUC